AUGACGCCGGGUGACGUUGAUAUUUGCGCAAGUGCAACGUGGGCAACAGACGGUGUGACAGUUGCAGGUGGUCAAGGGAUAGGGUCAGACUUGAAUCAACUUACCUAUCCUCGUGGAGCUUUCGUGGACGACACUGGAGCAAUUUACGUUACGGAUGAUAAUCUUCGAGUGGUGAAAUGGGAGCAUGGAGCAACAAGCGGUGUUAUCCUUGCUGGGUUCGGCGGCAAGGGUAGCGGUAACGACCAAUUUGAAUAUUAUUUGCACAAUCUUGCUGUAGAUGCUGAAGGAACAAUGUUCAUAUGCGAUAAAGGAAACGAACGAGUUGUACGAUGGAAAAAGAAUGCAAAAAGUGGUCAGAGCAUUAUCUCGAAUAUCAACUGCUUUGGAGUGGCUUUGGAUCAUGAGGGAUUAUUGUAUGUAUCCGAUCUCAACAACCAUCUUGUGCUGAAGUAUAAUGCCGAUUUCUCCCAUAGUGAAGUGGUUGCAGGCGGUAACGGAGGAGGUGCAGCACUGAAUCAAUUGAAUCGACCCCAUUUUGCUUUUGUCGAUCAUAAUUUCAAUAUAUUUGUACCAGACACAGACAAUCAUCGAGUAAUGAAAUGGCAAAGAGGUUCUAAAGAGGGCAUUGUUGUGAGUGGAAGCGAGAAUUCGCAUCAACUUAGCGGACCACAUGCCGUUGUUGUGGACAAGAUCGGCAAUAUUUAUGUUGUUGACCAUGAUUUACAUCGGGUCAUGCGCUGGUUGAAAGGUGCACAAUCAGGUAAUCUUCUCUUUGGAGGAAACGGAUAUGGGAAUCAAGCCAAUCAGCUUGCGUUUCCUAUCGAUAUAGACUUCGAUCGAAAUGGCAAUUUGUAUAUUACUGAUCGCAACAACCAUCGCAUUCAAAUGUACCGUAUUAAUAAAACAUCGUGUCUAUCAUCAUCCGUUCUUAAUGUAUAA
Rotaria sp. Silwood2 is the source of this 939-nucleotide messenger RNA. The record is from the annotation of a GenBank genome assembly. Lineage: Eukaryota; Metazoa; Rotifera; Eurotatoria; Philodinida; Philodinidae.